AUGCGAGGAAGUCUGUGCCCAGCAGUAGGAGAUGAUAUUAUCCUGUUAGAAGAAGAUCCUAAGAAACUAGAACAUAUGGUAAAAGACAUAGCUGAAAAAAGCAGAGAAGUAGGUUUAGAAAUUAAUGCAGAUAAAACAAAACUAAUGACUAACUCAACAGAAAGCAACAUAGAGGUCUAUGGAACCAAGUUCGAAUAUGUGAAAGAAUAUGUUUACCUAGGACAAAUUAUAUCUGCUGAAGACUCCAUGUCCAAGGAAAUAAACAAAAGAAUAGCCUGCGGUUGGAGGAAAUACUGGUCCUUGAAAGAAAUAAUGAAGAACAAAGAUUUAGGAAUACAUAUCAAGAGAAAGACUUUCAACACUUGUAUUCUCCCCUGCAUGACAUUCGGCUGCGAGACAUGGACAUUAACGAACAAACAUAGAGAAAAACUUGCUAAAACAGAAAGAGCAAUGGAAAGAAGCAUGUUGGGAAUCAGGCUUAGUGACAGAAUCCGAAAUGUGGAAAUAAGAAGGAAGACAAAAUAA
Molecule: messenger RNA, 525 nt
Organism: Parnassius mnemosyne (clouded apollo)
Lineage: Eukaryota; Metazoa; Arthropoda; Insecta; Lepidoptera; Papilionidae
Source: the annotation of a GenBank genome assembly